AUGAGAGCCCUUUCUGUGAAAAAUAAACUGGGCUUCAUCAAUGGUGACUGCAAAAGGCCAGAUCUAGAUUCCUCAAGCUAUCGAUUGUGGGAGAGAUGUGAUGAUAUGGUAACUUCAUGGAUUUUGAUCUCUUUGGAAAAGGAUAUUGCAGAUAGUGUUGAAUAUGUGACAGAUGCUGUCGAAUUGUGCAAGGAACUUGAAGAUCGAUAUGAUCAAACAAAUGGAACAAAACUCUACCAAAUUCAAAAGGAGAUUAACGACCUAUCUCAAGGAGCACUCGACAUCACUGGCUACUACACAAAUACCUUGAUUGCCAAAUCUCAUUGCACAUGCAACUACACAUGUGGAGCAAAGGAAAAUAUGCACAAAGCAGAACAUGAUAGAAGGCUAAUACAGUUCCUUAUGGGGCUGAAUGAGGCCUAUACUAUUGUUCGAGGAAGUAUCCUCAUGAUGAACCCCCUUCCCACAAUUGCACAGGCCUUCUCACUAUUGAUUCAGGAAGAACGACAAAGGGAAAUUAAACCUCACAACUACUUAGCUCUUGAGUCAUCAGCCCUGAAUGUCAACACAAGCAGGACAACAUCUUUUAGAACAAAUUAUUCUCCUAACAACACUCAAAGCUACAGGAAUAGACCCUUCUGUGAUUACUGUAAAAGACCAGGUCACACAAAAGAGAAAUUUUAUAAGCUUCAUGUCUAUCCUCAAGGCUCAAAUCAGAACCAGAAUCCAAACCUGAAUUACAACCAAGCUUCCAAUUUCAAUCAGAACCCAAGGCAAAGCUAUAACCAUGGGAAUAAUUCAAGUGCAAAUCAAGGUGCCAGGUUCAAUAGGGGAAAUAGAGGAGUAACUAAUGCUCAUGUAGCAGCCACAGACACUCAAAAUGCUAGUGAUGAGAACUGCAAUACUCAAAAUGUCAGUCUCACAAAGGAGGAAUACAGUCAACUUGUGAACCUGCUGCAACAGUUCCAAACAGGAGGAGUGAGAGACAACGUAGACAAUGUCAACACCUUAUCAGCAAACUUUGCAGGUAUAAUUGCUUGCACCUCCUCCAUCGAUUUUGGGAAACUCUCAUGUGAAUGUUUCAAAAAUAAGACUGAUUCAUGGAUUAUAGAUUCAGGGGCAUCAAACAACAUGACCUUCAAUAGAUCCUUACUAACCAAUAUAAUAACCUUACCUUAUCCCCUGCUUGUUAUUCUCCCAAAUGGUUAUAAAGUGAAGGUGACUGAGAUUGGUAGUGUUGCACUUACUCCUGAGAUCAUAGANUGGUACCCUUUCUUUUUAAAAUCAAACCUGAUUUUCNCGUUUCAUUCUCUAGCUUCUCAUCUCAAUUGUCUUGUUGCAUUCAUCAAGUUUUAUUGUAUACUGCAGGCCCCUUCAAUGAAGAGGCCUCUGGUGAUUGGUAGAGUCAAAGAUGGGCUCUACAUCCUGUGUCCAAGGUGCUUGAAGAACAACAGUACAGGUCCUAGAGCAAGUUUCACUGACUUCAUGUCCACUCCUAUCACUCACUGCACUUGUAACACACAAUGUCCACUCCACUCUGUUGUGAAUAUAACACCUCAUGCCAAUAAGUGUGUUUCUUCAUCCUCAAUUGUAAAUAGUCCAAGUGCAGGCAAUGAAAGACAGUUUCCUUUUGAGAUUUUUUUUUCUAAUUGCUCUAGUUCUUCUUCUUAUAUGUGUGUUAAAGACCAUGUGGAUGUUUUGUGGCAUAACAGACUUGGACAUGUUCCCUUUGUGAAAAUGAAGAACAUUCCCUCUAUUCCUGUAACCUUUUCCUCCAAACAGCCCUUCAAUUGCACCAUUUGCCCAAUGGCCAGACAAGAAAGACUUCCUUUUCCUCAGAAAACUAGUACAACCAAUAAGAUUCUUGAGCUCUUACACAUUGACUUAUGGGGACCAUAUCAUGUGCCCACACAUGACAAGUAUAAGUACUUCAUGACCAUGUAG
Molecule: messenger RNA, 1944 nt
Organism: Nicotiana attenuata
Lineage: Eukaryota; Viridiplantae; Streptophyta; Magnoliopsida; Solanales; Solanaceae
Exons: 1
Coding region: 1-1944 (647 amino acids)
Source: RefSeq, a predicted model, not a curated record